Ictidomys tridecemlineatus (thirteen-lined ground squirrel) is the source of this 2120-nucleotide messenger RNA. It is a transcript of the gene Cytip, whose product is annotated as cytohesin 1 interacting protein. Lineage: Eukaryota; Metazoa; Chordata; Mammalia; Rodentia; Sciuridae. The record is from RefSeq and is a predicted model, not a curated record. Gene Ontology annotation, molecular function: protein binding. Gene Ontology annotation, cellular component: cell cortex. Gene Ontology annotation, biological process: regulation of cell adhesion.
AAGGACAGUUUCUCUGUCCUGGGCUGCUUUCCUCCACCACACUCUGCUGCCAUGAUGUUCUGCCUCACCUGGUACCCUGAGGAAUGGACUUGGUCUUCUGUGGAUUGAGAGCUCUAAAACUGCUUAUGCACCAGAGCAGCAAUGGCAAUUUGGUGGACUACUGCGGGGGUCCAGCAUAUAGCUCUUACCCCACCCUCACAGGACCUCUUACCAUGGAUGAUAACAGAAGGAUUCAGAUGCUAGCAGACACUGUGGCUACUUUGCCUCGAGGACGAAAGCAGCUUGCUUUGACUCGAUCAAGUUCUUUGGGUGAAUUUUCCUGUUCUCAAAGAAAGCUUGUUACUGUGGAAAAGCAGGACAAUGGAACAUUUGGAUUUGAAAUUCAGACCAACAGGCUCCAGAAUCAGAACAUCUGCUCCUUGGAAUUGUACACUAUGAUCUGCAAAAUACAGGAGGACAGUCCAGCUCACCUUGCUGGUCUGCAAGCUGGUGAUGUCCUUGCAAAUAUCAAUGGUGUGAGCACAGAAGGCUUUACACACAAGCAAGUGGUUGACCUGAUCAGAUCCUCAGGAAACAUGCUAAGGAUAGAGACUCUUAAUGCAACAACCAUUCUCAGAAGAACAGAACUUGAAGAAAAGCUGCAGGUUUUAAAGCAAACCUUGAAGAAAAAAUGGGUGGAGUACAGGUCUCUGCAGUUACAGGAACAGCGCCUGCUUCAUGGUGACGCAGGUAGCUGCCCAAGUUUAGAAAACAUGGACAUGGAUGAUUUGUCUUUGUUUGGAAUCCUGCCUGGGCCAGCCUCAGACCUCCUGGACCGGAAUCGCUUAUCCAGCGAGAGCAGCUGUAAGAGCUGGCUGAGCUCCAUGACAGUGGACAGUGAGGACGGCUACGGGACAAGUGUGUCCGAGGACUCAAACCGGGGUGCCUUCAGCCGGCAGACAAGCACUGAUGAUGAGUGCUUCGUCUCCAGGGAUGGGGAGGAUUUUCUGAGGAGGGCUUCUUCAAGGCGGAAUCGGAGCAUCAGUGCCACCAGCAAUGGGUCCCUGUCUCCCCUGUGGGAAGACAAUUACUCAAGCAUGUUUGGGACUCUGCCCAGGAAAAGCAGAAGGGGAAGUGUCCGCAAACAACUCUUGAAAUUCAUUCCUGGCCUUCACCGAGCUGUGGAAGAGGAAGAGAGUCGCUUUUGAUGGGUCAUUCUGCCCUUUUGGAUUGGCCCAUUUCACAGUAGUCACUGGACUCCACCAGAUCAGCUCCACCCAGCUCGGUGGGAAAGUGUGGAUGGAUUGCAAAACUGACAUCCCAUUUCACAGCAAUGGUGACCUCUAUUUAAAAUUUCAUGACGUUAUUUUUAUUUCUGAAUCAUUUUUCAACCAGAGCAGUUCAAGUUCAAAACAGGCCUUAGGGAAAUUAAGUAAUAAGUUAGGUAGUAAAACAAAUUAAUGCAAGUGCCUGAUUCUGAUGCUGCCUGUUCACAGGAGUAAUGCAAGGAGUAAUGUUUACUUUCCAGAUUAUGCAUAUGAAAAAUUGAGAAUUUUUGGAGUCAAGUGUGAAUAGGGAGUGACAGAAUAUAAUAAUUUGGUUACAAAACCUUGUUUGCUUAAGCUCAGUAGCCUCUGGAGAGCCCCAGGAUAAGGCAGGUUUGAAUGGUUCUGUUCAGAUAUUUAAAGGGUUAUAAGCAAAGAUUUACAUCCAUACUCAUAAUAAAGCAUAAAGUGUAAGGUUUAAUAUAAGAGGUUGCACUUCAUGUGAAAGAUAAGGUAUGAGAUGGGUACCAAGGAAGACCAUAAAAAAGAUUCUUGUUAUAGGAUGUCUAAACAAAAGGAGUGGGGAUCUCAUUCUCUUUGUCCAAUUCAAUUUUCAUUCUGCCUGAGCGUUAACAACAGUCUGGGAUUCUCAGCAUCCUAUCGCUUGGUGACUAUUUUUUUUUUAAGUGUCCAAAAUCCAGAAAGUUAAGAGUUCAGAAAACAAUUUCCCUCCUGUAGAUUUUUUUUCACAUAUUUCUAUUCUACGUAUUCCAAAUGAUGAUCAUCUCAGCAUUCUUUAUUCAUUUGUAUCAAUUACAUUUUUUCAAUCAUGCUAUAUUUUAUUCAAUAUUCAUUAAAAUCCAUGACUUCUUUGUU